AUGUUUUGGUUCCACCUCAAUUCACCCUCAGGGACUAACCGUAACUCUAGACGCUCUGCCUUGACUGACUAUCUUGCUUCAAAUAAUAUCUCAGCCCAACAAAUUCGGGAUGAUUGGGACCGCCGGCAAGCCGAGGCACAGCGCCAGCCUGACCAAGCACAGCAAGAAUCAUCCAAUGCAGCUGAAGAAUCUAGGUCUCCAUCAGUCUUGGAGUCACCAGAGGACCCGAUCAAAAAGCGCAAGCGCGAGCAAGCCAUUGCAAGGAUCAAAAAUUCUAAGGAGUUUGCUAAACGAAAGGCUCGCCUUACUGGUGAUUGCGAUGAUGAUGACAACGACGAUGACUUCCUUGCGCUGCAGAUCCACGAAGCAAAGAACCGACCAAAGCCAGGUCAGCUUGCAAACUGUGAGAUCUGUGACAAGCGUUUCACCGUGACUCCCUACAGCAAGGCUGGUUCAAAUGGAGGCUUGCUUUGCGUUGAUUGCUCUAAGAAGCAAAAGGCCGAUGAGAAAAAGCCCCCGCAAAGAAGCGUGCCCCUGGAAUUGGACGACAAAGUGGCAGAUUAUAUCCAUGAUAUUGAGGACUUCGGUGAUCUACCUCCGUCAUUACUGUUACGUCUCGGUCAGAUCUUGUCUAGAAGGCGGGCCGUGACCUCACGGACCUUAGAUCUGUUCUUACGACCUCAAUACACAUCCAUCGACCUGUUUGAUUGCGCUAAACUCGAUACGGAUGAUUACCACAGGAUCCUGGCUUCCAUGCCUCGUCUUACGAGGGUCAACCUUCGGUUCACCACUCCAAUGAAGGACCAGAUCUUCCAUUAUAUGAUAGAGCGCGAUAUGCAGAUUAAAGAUCUCCAUCUGGAUGGGCCAAACCUUGUGACCGAUGCCUGUUGGCGCCAACUUUUCAUGAAACUUGGUCAUCGUUUUCUGAGCUUGAAACUGUGGAACCUGGAUGAUGCCUUUGACAACGAAACCGCUCGACUGAUGUGUCUUCAUUGUCCCAACCUUCGGCGACUGAAACUGAAAUUUUUACACAAAGUCGACAAUGAGAUGCUUGAGGGAAUUUCGACGCUUAAGUCGCUUCAGCAUCUGUCGCUGCGUUUUCUGCACGAGACCGAGACUAAGACUGAGCUUCUGCUUGAAAUCAUGGGAAGCAUUGGUCAUCAGCUGGAAACUAUCUCUUUGGAGGAAUUCGAGUCGGCUGAUGACCGACUCCUACAGCAUAUCCAUGAGCAUUGCUGCCAUCUGACCAAGCUUCGUCUUACCCUGAACUCGACCUUCACUGAUAAAGGGUUAGCUGCGUUCUUCACAGACUGGUCUAACCCGGCCCUUACCUAUGUCGACUUGAACUCCCUCCGGGAUGUGGACAUGACGAAUCCUACUGGCCCAGAGGAGCCUAUUGGGCUUGCGUCCGACAGUUUCAUUGCGCUUAUGGAACAUUCGGGCUCGAAGAUUCAACACUUGAACAUCGCAUCGUGCCGUCAUGUUUCAUACAAAGCCUUCGAACAGGUUUUUGCAGAAGGCAAGAUCUAUCCCAACCUCAAAUAUCUUGACAUUUCUUUUAGCACUGUCAUGGAUGACUACCUUACGCAGUGCAUCUUCCGGUGCUGUCCGGCCCUCCAAAGAUUGGUUGUCUUUGCUUGUUUCAAGAUUCGCGACGUCCAUAUCCCCAGGGGACUUGCUCUGAUCGGCACCGUGGGAGCGAGUAUCAAAAUCGACGGAAUCACCCAGACCGAGACAAUUUAA
Messenger RNA from Penicillium vulpinum, 1743 nucleotides. RefSeq lists its product as uncharacterized. The transcript is spliced from 4 exons. Gene Ontology annotation, cellular component: SCF ubiquitin ligase complex. The record is from RefSeq and is a predicted model, not a curated record. Gene Ontology annotation, biological process: SCF-dependent proteasomal ubiquitin-dependent protein catabolic process. NCBI's taxonomy places the organism in Eukaryota, Fungi, Ascomycota, Eurotiomycetes, Eurotiales, Aspergillaceae. Bases 1 to 1743 code for a protein of 580 amino acids.